AUGAUCGCUGGUUUGACGAUAUUUCUUUGUGGUUUGGUGCGAACAUAUCAUAUUGAUGAAGUCCUCACCAAAACUGUCCACGAAAAAAAGAUGCUCCAAUCAGUGAAUGAACACAUGGAGUGGUGGGUUGGUUUCCCGGUAAGACAUUCUUCUCACUUGUGUUUACAAACGUUGUUUUAACUCUUCCAAAAUUUGUACAUCUCUUUCGCGUCUGCUAAGACUUCGUGCGCUGUAAUAUAAUAUUGCAUUUCACGAGUUUGGCGCUAGAAGUGAAAAUGUGAAAUUCUGAAAUUGUUGUCAAAAUUUAGAGAUUUAUAUAUACUGCUUAUAAAUCCUUAUCUAAUUGCUGUACUGAUAUACUCCUAGUGAUUUUUAAGAUUUUUUUUUUUUCGGUGUUGAUUUCAUAACUAAAUUUUAGUGUAUGCCAUAUGAUUCGCUAGACUACUUGUACAUCAGAGCUGGUACUAUUAUACAUGAGCGUCACUGUGUAUUGUGUUUUUUUACAGUAAAUAGACAAACAUAUUGUGGGAUGUGUUCUUCCUAAAAUAAACAUUGUAAAAUGUGCUUAAAAUCAUUAAAAUGGCGUGUUUGGUCAAUUGAUGGACAAAAAACAAUGAAUAGUAUACCCAAUUUCCUGUGUCCGUGAUACUACCAAAAGGUUUCAAAUAACAAUGACAUUUCCCUCUUUAAAACUCACGGUAACUAGAAACCACCUAUCAAUAAAUGAUAUUUUAGCCCCAUAUUAAACUUUUGUAAUUGAUCAUGAGAUGAGUACAUAUAUAUGACCAUAUAAGAUUAAUAAAAAUAGGUGUGUAAAAUAUGUAUAAAGAUAGCAGGCUAGUAUAAAGAUGUCCAAAUCUUAGCAAACAUUGAUUUAUUGUUUUUGUAGUUAAUCGCGUGUUCAAUCCUGGCAGUGUGUGCCGUGCUGUUCGAUCGAUCAUUCCUGGUUAGUGAGUUUUGACUUUGAAAUAAUGAAGAGUGGUUGAAUUGUUUUUUCAAAGCAGCAUUAUCUGUCAGUAACGCAUUAUAGGGAUCAUCUCCUCUAAGGCCGAUGUCCAGUUUUAAGCAUUUCUCAUACGUUCGUAUAAGCCGGGAAAAGUUUAAUCUUUCUAAAUUUUAUAUAAAUACUAAUUACCUCGUCACGUAGUCCUACAUCGUAUAAUGUCUGUAUUAUGUCAAGUACUACGCUUCUAUUACCUACUUAGCCAAAACUAUUUAUCUUUACAACAAUUGAGAUAUUACUUUCCUAAGUAUGUUUAUCCUAACCCAACCUGUCAACUUUCCCUGUGGGAGGAAACCGGAGCGUACGUCCGGAGAAAACCCACGACUUUCGGCAGAGUGUUGACAGACCCGUUUAGGGACAGGUCAUUAUUUAUGGCGGGGGGUGGCACCGAAGAGAAAUGUUUUCCGUGUCAAAAAUUUUGCUGACCCAACCAUUAAAAAGACAAAAAUUUGAUUACCCAACCUCAAAUAUCAAUUAAAAAAUAACUACCCACCCCUGGCCAAAAACUUAACAAAAGGAUACCAUUCAGUUGUCAUACAUGUCCUUUAUCACUUCAGUGACAUGAGUUUGAUAACGGCUGCAGUCUAAAGUUUCAUGUUGUCUGCACAUGUACUUUCUUUGGAACACAAUUUGUUUUGUCAAACUAUGAUCAAGAUAGUGACUCUGAUUGAUUCACAUAUUGUAUUGACAAAUGACUGUUGACAUUGCUUUUCAGUCUCCAAUAUUUCAGUGGGUCAUGCUUUGGAAAUGACAAUAAAUUUUUAUUACCCAACCCUUGAGUUGUUUUGUUUUUCAUUUACCCAACCUUUUACUUACUCAAAAUUUUGUUUACCCAACCCUUUUCUCUUCGGUGCCACCCCCCGCCAUAAAUAAUGACCGCUCCCUUAGCCAGUUUUCCACUGCAAGCGUAUCGUUAAAACAUUUUUACAUUUCCAAAUCUAUUAGUAAAUGUUGAUUGGUUAAUACUUCCGUAGUGCGCAAAAAGUUGACUUUGCGACGAACUUUUCAUUUUGAUGCGCGAAUGGAUUUAUCAACCUCUUUUCAAUCCACGCAUGCUCACCAGUACGUUUCGGUAGGGUACGGUUGAAGUGGAAAGCUGGCUUUUCACAUGGGUUUGCAGCGAGAAAUCGAACACACGAUCUCAGAGAUCAUACGUACAUUCAUACACACUUUAUUUAGCGACGCUAGCCCCGACAACUACAAAAGUUGAUUUCCACGGGGGGCGUCCAUAUAAAAAAUGUUACAAAGAAUAUAAAAAGGAAGGAAACUAAGUCUACUACAAUAUGUACAUUACCAAAAGCUACUGUAAUCUACGAUGGUGUGUCCCAGAUAAAUAUAUGAUUAAGUGAAUCCCGACUCGGUUGGUUAACAUCAAAAAUUUUGUUUUAUACAACUUUUAAAUAUAUAAAUUGAUUGAGCUUGCUUAGCUUCAGGAGGAAGGUUAUUCCAAAGAUUAGCACCGCUAUAUUUAAAGCUUUUGAGAAAUUCUCUGUUUGGCUUUGGAAGGGUCAGACCAGUUUGAGAAUUUCUAAAAUUAUAAUUGUUAAGUAAAACAUAUAAAAUACUGUUAUAAAGGAUGGUUUACACUAUCAAAGUUUCUGUGAUCACAGUAGGAAUUUUGCAUAGGUCAAUUCUAAGUUUUGAAGGAUUUGUAAGAAAUGUUUGAGGAAACUUACUGAGUGUUAUAAAGGAUGGUUUACACUAUCAAAGUUUCUGUGAUCACAGUAGGAAUUUUGCAUAGGUAAAUUCUAAGUUUUGAAGGAUUUGUAAGAAAUGUUUGAGGAAACUUACUGAGUGUUAUAAAGGAUGGUUUACACUAUCAAAGUUUCUGUGAUCACAGUAGGAAUUUUGCAUAGGUAAAUUCUAAGUUUUGAAAGAUUUGUAAGAAAUGUUUGAGGAAACUUACUGAGUGUUAUAAAGGAUGGUUUACACUAUCAAAGUUUCUGUGAUCACAGUAGGAAUUUUGCAAAAGUAAAUUCUAAGUUUUGAAGGAUUUGUAAGAAAUGUUUAAGGGAACUGACUCCGUCUUAUAAAGGAUGGUUUACACUAUCAAAGUUUCUGUGAUCACAGUAGGAAUUUUGCAAAAGUAAAUUCUAAGUUUUGAAGGAUUUGUAAGAAAUGUUUAAGGGAACUGACUCCGUCUUAAGUCCGUUCCUUCGAACAUAUAUUACAAAUCCUUCAAAAUUAGAAUUUACCUAAGUUUUCUCAUGUUUUUGUUUUUCCAGUUUAAGAUUUCUGUGCUGGCAAUCGGCACAUGUUUUGUGAUACUGGUGUAUGGUAUACUAUGGGAUGCUGGUGAAUUCUCGUGGAUUGCAUAUCAUUAUCAUUACGUCCAAAGUUUAAAAAGUGAAGGUUUCGAUUGCGCGACCAAAAUACAUAAUUUUACUUACAGUGGACAUAUGUACACUAUACAAGAAUGUGAAUGCAGAAAAAAUAAGGAAAUAAGUAAGUAUAGUAUGUCUGUCUUUCGCAAUGUCACACAACCUCUUUUCAAACGCUUUGAAAAAUUAUUGCGGCUACCCUGCUAGACGUUUGCAAAGUUUUCUUUUUUGAGGAGAACAGAGGGGAGAGGGAACCAGAGCUGAGGGGGAGGGGGGAGGAGAACGACUUCUCCCCCUCCUCCUAUUUUCGUCGCUCGCCUCCUCGCACCUUCGUCGAGAAGCACGCAAGUCGUGCGUUAGAAAGUGUAUUCACAUUCCGACAUGAAUAUAUUCCCCAUGUUGUUUUGCAGAUUUUGAUUUGUUCAUCAUGUACUCAUGUGAACUGCUACGAUCUCAAUAUUAUCUACAUGCAGUCCUGGGUUUUGCUCUCGCUUGUGCCUUUGGAUUGAGUUUGUUUACGUUGUUUUCCUUUGUUUUGAUUCUCAAGAGGAUUUCCCAAGUAAGUUGCACAGUUGAAAAAUACAAUACCGACAAAACCUGCACCCUCGCCACAGAGUAAGUACAUACAGAACUCUCACGUCUGCGGGAAAACCGUAAGGUAGUUUUUACUACGCAUAUAUGGCGGCCAAGUGCCCUAAACAGAGGCAUUCACCCCCCUGGAACAUUAAAUUUCAAUAUGUUUUCAGGGGGUGACAGCCUCUCUUUAGGGCGCUGGCUAAGAACAUGGCAAACUGAAAAAAUCCCUUACGCUAAAUGAACGUGAAGUGCGACCUCUGUAUGUACUUACUCUGUGGCCUCACAGCUUCACUCUGACAUUUUCUUCUCACUUAGAUAACCACAGCGCUGCAUCUAGAUGAAAAACCGCUGAGCGAAGACUUCGACAACAUUCAUGGAGAUUUGUAUGUUGAAUCGUAA
Molecule: messenger RNA, 4299 nt
Organism: Paramuricea clavata
Lineage: Eukaryota; Metazoa; Cnidaria; Anthozoa; Malacalcyonacea; Plexauridae
Source: the annotation of a GenBank genome assembly